AUGUAUACUUUUGUAUGUAAAUAUUUGUAUGUCAAAGUAGCAAGUUCUUUUUUCUUCAAUCUAUUUUAUCAUUUUGAUUUCUUGUGGAUGUUGAAUUUCAUUUGUAUAUGUAAUUAAUUUAAGCAUAUGUUAUAUGAUAAUAUAAGAUAAAUUUGAUUUUAUAUUGAAAGAAUCUUUUUUUAUAUACUAUGCAAGUGAUUAGGCUUCUUUGAAUUUGCUUAUACGCUGGUCCUUGAAAGAAUCUUUUGCACAUCACAAAGUAUACUGUUGUGCAUCUUUGUAGAUAUGACAACGGUAUUGAUUUUCAGUCUAACAAUAAGUUAGUUAUGGUCUUGUUCACCUGAUACUCAAAAUGUGGCAGGACAGUGAAGUCAGAUUUGAUAUUUCUCACUCUAAUAUGCAGCUGCAACCUGGGGAAGUGACCGUUGACAAACUUGACAUGAUAGAAGAUACAAAAGGCAAUGCUGGAGAUUUAGGAAAAUUAAUUGUCACAAAUUUGAGAAUUAUAUGGCAUUCUUUAUCUUUGCCACGAAUCAACUUAAGUAUAGGCUACAAUACUUUUGUGACAGUAAACACAAAAAUUCUUCAUACGAUUCAUGGUGGAUAUAUGCAAGCUCUUCAUAUAUUAACUUCAUUUCGAAACUGUCGAUAUGAAUUUAUAUUUACGAAUCAUGAUAUCAAAAGUACGAGACAUUACACAUCUGUCAUAGGUGUUUAUAGAGCUUAUGUGUCGUCGAAAGUUUACAGAGAAAUUAAAUUGAGAAGUGGUAUUAUACGUGAAAAUCGGUUGGUUUUGUUACCUCAAGAAAAAGUACAUUCUUCCAUACAAGAUGUUUGGAAUUUAUCUGUUGAACAGGGAAAUAUCGGAACUUUUAUUAUAACAAAUAUACGUUUGGUAUGGUAUGCAGAUGUAAAUCAUCAAUUUAAUGUGUCGAUACCUUAUCUUACAAUUGGAAAUAUUACUAUUAGGACUUCGAAAUUUGGACCGACUUUAGUAAUUUUAAGUACAGAAGCUAGUGGUGGAUAUGUUUUAGGUUUUCGUGUCAAUCCCUUGCAGCAGCUUCACAUUAUUCACAAAGAAGUAUCUAUACUUCGUUCAGAAUACGAAAAGUUUCCUAUUUUUGGUGUGGAAUACAUAUUUGAACAUCAGGCAUCUUCACAAGAGGAGAACAUUAAUAUAGAACAUUUCACCGAGAUACAAGAUAAUCAACCUGAAAUAUCAAAUGUAUUUGGUUAUUAUUUUUCUGAAGGAAAUACAGGUCAGAGAAAACCCAACUUCGCAAUUCAUUUAGGACUCGCUGCAGAAGAGCCCAGAGAAAGCAGUACAUUACAGAAUUUAUGGGAACUUAUACCAUCAUCUGUUAAUUAAUUUUAAAAUUAUUUUUAGUUUAAUAGUUUUUAAAGUUUUAAAUUUUAUUUAUCCAUAUUAAUGCGACAAGAAGAUAAAAGCAACUCAUUUUAUACAAAGAUACACACACAUAUACACAUUCGCACUCAUACCUAUACCAUAUACAUAAUAUAU
Messenger RNA from Nylanderia fulva, 1522 nucleotides. It is a transcript of the gene BBS5, whose product is annotated as Bardet-Biedl syndrome 5 protein. The record is from RefSeq and is a predicted model, not a curated record. Gene Ontology annotation, molecular function: phosphatidylinositol-3-phosphate binding. Gene Ontology annotation, cellular component: ciliary basal body; BBSome. Gene Ontology annotation, biological process: intracellular transport; cilium assembly. Lineage: Eukaryota; Metazoa; Arthropoda; Insecta; Hymenoptera; Formicidae.